This is a messenger RNA of Prunus armeniaca (apricot), 1887 nucleotides long. NCBI's taxonomy places the organism in Eukaryota, Viridiplantae, Streptophyta, Magnoliopsida, Rosales, Rosaceae. The record is from the annotation of a GenBank genome assembly.
AUGGGUCCAACAGGAGAAGAUCCGAGAAUCUCAGUACUGAGUCGACUAGCCGAGUCGGUGAAGACGAUUUCCGAGUUGCCCGAGUGCCGGAACGCGUUCAGGAAGUUAUACGGAAACUUCGUACGAAGAGUCAAGCUUUUGAGUCCUCUGUUUGAGGAGUUGAGGGACAGUGAUAAAGCGCUUGGUGUAGACGAGGUUGUAGCUUUAGAAUCGCUGGGAGAGGCUUUGAAUUCGGCUAAGGAGCUUAUCAAGUCGGUCAACCAAGGGAGCAAGCUUUAUCAGGCUUUGCAAAGGGACAAGAUUAUUGAUAAGUUUCACCAAAUGACGGUAAAAAUUGAAGCAGCAUUGAGUAAAAUUCCUUAUGAUAAAUUUGAUAUGUCAGAGGAGGUUUGUGAACAGAUUGAACUAGUGCAUGCUCAAUUUAAAAGAGCAAAAGAAAGAAAAGACACCCUGGACUCACAACUAGAGAUGGACUUAUCCAUAGCGGUGGGAGACAAUGAGCCUGACCCUGUAAUAAUAAAAAGACUUUCAGAAAUGCUGCACCUCAGAACCAUCAACGAUCUAAAGAAAGAGUCACUUGCUUUCCAUGAAUUGGUUAUCGCAAGUGACGGAGCUGUAGGGGACCACUUUGAAAAGAUGCAAGCUCUGCUUAAGAAGCUAAAGGACUUAGUGCUGACAGAAAACCCAGAAGUUGACAACUCUGAACGUGACAAGAGUAUGAUCAAGCACAGAUCUCCUGUUAUCCCAGAUGAUUUCCGAUGCCCAAUAUCACUAGAACUGAUGAAAGAUCCUGUGAUUGUCUCUACUGGCCAGACGUACGAAAGAUCCUGUAUUCAGAAAUGGUUGGAUGCGGGACACAAAACCUGUCCCAAAACACAGCAGACAUUGUUGCACACAGCCAUAACACCUAACUACGUUUUGAAGAGUCUAAUUGCUUUGUGGUGUGAGAGCAAUGGCGUUGAGCUGCCCAAAAAGCAAGGGAAUGGUAAAAACAAAAAAGCAGGAUGCAGUGUUUCAGACUGUGAUCGUGCUUCUAUUGCUUCCUUGUUAGAAAAACUAGCAAAAGGGAAUUCAGAAGAACAAAGAGCAGCUGCUGGUGAGCUCCGCUUGCUGGCAAAGAGGAAUGCAGAUAAUAGAGUGUGUAUUGCUGAGGCAGGGGCCAUUCCACUCCUUGUUGAGCUUUUAUCCUCCUCGGAUCCUCGGACACAAGAGCAUGCUGUUACAGCACUUCUCAACCUUUCAAUAAAUGAGAGUAACAAGGGAGCAAUUGUAAAUGCAGGAGCGAUACCUGAUAUAGUAGAUGUUCUGAAAAAUGGCAGCAUGGAGGCUAGAGAAAAUGCAGCUGCAACCCUUUUCAGUUUGUCUGUUGUAGAUGAAAACAAGGUGGCAAUUGGAGCUGCUGGGGCUAUCCCAUCCCUUAUAAAACUGCUUUGUGAGGGGACUCCAAGAGGAAAAAAGGAUGCUGCUACAGCUAUUUUUAAUCUCUCAAUCUAUCAGGGAAACAAGGCCAGAGCUAUAAGGGCGGGUAUUGUGGCCCCGUUAAUGAGAUUGCUGAAGGAUGCAGGAAGUGGGAUGGUGGAUGAAGCGCUAGCAAUCCUGGCAAUUCUGGCUAGCCAUCAAGAAGGGAAGAUGGCAAUUGCUCAGGCUGAGCCAAUCUCUGUUUUGGUGGAAGUUAUAAGAACUGGUUUCCCACGCAACCGGGAGAAUGCUGCUGCUGUAUUAUGGUCAUUAUGCACAGGUGAUAUACAGCAGUUGAAACUAGCAAGGGAACUUGGUGCAGAAGAGGCCUUGAAGGAACUGUCAGAAAAUGGCACUGACAGGGCCAAGAGAAAAGCUGGAAACGUUUUAGAGCAACUUCAACGAGUUGAAGAUUCUAUUGAGCUUUAA